AUGACAUCCACCACAAACUCAAAUGCAAGCCCUGGCGGCACACGGAACUUACGGAGGAAACCCGGAAACCGUCAGGCCGCCUUCUCCUUCCUCUCAUCCAUCCAACUUGACCCCGCAACAAAGAACCAAGCCCAGGACCCUUCUACACCCACUCUUGACCUUGUCGACGAAGCAACCAAUGUCACCAGCAGACCCGACACCUUGCCUCAAGAAGUGAACCCCGACCUGGCCGUCGAACAAGACGAUACUCUCACACCACUCGUUAUCCCUACACCAACUGCGCCCAAAGAUGAUACCGUCUCAACAACAACAACAACAGCAACAACACCGUUGCCUGACAACAGAAGGAGCCAGGUCCAGGAUCGAAAGGAGAGCAUGGCAACAACCUUCCUAUCCCAGCUGAGUUUACACGGAGGGCCCACCAAUGGCAAAAGCCGUGAUUCGGACCCAGCAUUCCAAGAGUCUACUACCCUUCAAGCAUUGGACUCGCCUAUGAACCAGGGCCCAGGACAGAUCAAUGCAGCAGAGCAGAUAACAAAAGGCGCCGCUGGCGUCUCACCAGUAGGACUAGCUCCUCACCAUCCAAUCUAUCGCGCUUCUUCAACACCAUCCCUCUCCUCGGGAUGGGAGCAUGGCCCCUUUAGCGACUCUUCAGACCGGAUUGACGACCAAGGUCAACCUUCAGGAGCAGGAAGAGAAGAUGGGGGAGGAAGAGGUGGAGGACGACGACACCGUAAAGUUACUAGCCCUGGAGCACACCCCUCGCGUGAAUCACAGCAGCACGGUCAGCGGACCAACACCAUGUCGUCGGCAUCUUCCAAGAAUGGUCCCUCGAAGCGGGAACCGUCAUCCUCCGGUCUCCUGUCGGUACUCCUAGCAAUCGAUAAGGACACGGACACACGGGCUUCUUCGUCGGACAUGGGAUCAGCUCUUACUCAGCGGAACGCUAUUCAAAAAGUCUCGAGUCGGUGGUUGGGACCAUUGGCGGAUCACGUUCACAUUCGGCCUUUAUUGACCUCUGGAACGACACACAUUGUCAAGAAGAUCUUCAGACGACCGUCCAUCAGCCGACCCAAGCACAUUAUCAGCCAUUCGCAACCAAUGCGUACUCAGGAUCCUCUCUCAGCAUCAAGGCAAACGCCGACCAGAGCUGACCUUCAACGGAAUGCACGGCAAGGACGGUCUGGAGAAGAUCAACGACACAUAUUUUACAAAGGCGAGGAUGUAACUGCCAGCUGCGUGAGCCUUGGGGACAAUCUCAGCCAGCACCCAUUCAUGUUCACUACCAACCACGGCAGUCCGCUCAUGAUCUCCUCAGUCCUGCGGUACAACGACGACAGGGCCCCCAACAAACGCCGGCGACGCCGCUUUGACCGCGAGUACAUCCAACAGAUCACCAAGGAAGCUCUCACCGGAAAGAAGGCUAACUCUUUUGCCCAUCUCCUCACGCAGUGCAACGCUCUUGACCCUGAACCCCAGGAGUCUUCUUCAGCCUCAUACGACCCAUACUUCCUGGACGACCCUGAGCUGAAAACUGGAAAGAACAGGACAGUCAUUUCACUUGCUUGCUACAUGGGCUCCGUGAUUCAAUAUACCCGACCAUCCGAUCUGAAGCGUGAACUCAACGAACAUUUCCGGUCAAGACACCCCACCAUCGACCCCUCCAUCACACUCUCCAAAAUCCGAAAGGUCAAGACAGAUCUUUUGGCAAUCUCGGAGGAAUUAGAUCUUGAAAUUUCGACCGCAGCCCUAGCCUAUGCCUACUUUGAAAAGCUCAUUCUCAAGGGAAGCUGGAAGGGUAAAGAGUCCAAUCCGCUCUCAACUGAGGCAAACACGUCUAUCGUCACCAAGGAAAACCGCAAGAUGAUUGCUUGCGUUUGCUUGUUGUUAGCGUACAAGGUGAAUGAGCCGAAGACGUCUUCAGGCGAGUUUGCGACCCUCAUGAAGUACAUGACCAAGCACAUGGAGGUCAGUGCCAAGGACAUCAAGGAGAACGAGUUCCAUGUGUUUUCCUUGCUGGAGUUCAAUCUGUACCUACCACGACAAGAGUUCCUUCCACAUUUUGAGCAGAUCCUGUAUCGGCAAGAUUAUAUCAAUGUUCAAGAGUACUUGGGGGAGGACGAGUUCUACUCGGUGAUCACUCAGCCCCGGAAAACAGCAGAAUAA
Molecule: messenger RNA, 2166 nt
Organism: Linnemannia hyalina
Lineage: Eukaryota; Fungi; Mortierellomycota; Mortierellomycetes; Mortierellales; Mortierellaceae
Source: the annotation of a GenBank genome assembly